Molecule: messenger RNA, 4281 nt
Organism: Porites evermanni
Lineage: Eukaryota; Metazoa; Cnidaria; Anthozoa; Scleractinia; Poritidae
Source: the annotation of a GenBank genome assembly
UCAGUUCGUUUAGUGGGAGGACCAGAUGCAAGAGAGGGCCGAGUUGAAGCUUUCUUCUCUGGGGUCUGGAGCUUAGUGUGUGGUGCAGGAUGGGAUAUGUCAGAUGCCGAAGUUGUUUGUCAGUCCCUGGGUUAUGGAGGAGCCUCUGCAUACAGUGUAAAUCUCACCAUUGUCAAUCAGGCAAACAAUACCGUGUGGCUAAGUGGAGUGCGAUGCAUCGGAAACGAGACCUCUCUUUCUGAGUGUGCCCAUGAUGGAUGGGGAGAAAACAGUUGUGCCGAAAAUCGAGCUGCAGGUGUCACAUGUUUUCACCAAGGUUGGUUAUCGUACACGUUAAAGAAUAAAUAAUAAUAAACAAUAAUCAGAACUGCAAUGCGGGUCUUACCAUAUUAGGGCAAAACACAAGCCAGUCGACUUUCUAUUGAAAGGCACUUCGGUAAAACAGACAUUUAAAAUGGGCCCAUAGACCUUUCCUUUUUUUCUGAUUUCUCAAAAUAAUCAACGCAUAAUGGUUUUCAACUGAGAACUUAACAACAGCCAAGUUAGCUGCUUCGUUGUCGUCCACCGGUAGAUAGAAAGGCAACACUGGCCCGACUUGUACGAAUGGUAGGGGUAACUACAACGUAAUAGGCCAUUUCCGAGUUUCCCCGGGGCCUCUGUAUCAAAACGAGGUUAAGUGCUCAGCCUUUGAUAUGGAAGUGAUUUUUCAUUCUCAUGCAAGUAAAACUCAUUUUCACAUGAAAGGUUGUGCACUUGGCCUCAUUUUGAAAGUGAGGGUUUUUGGAACUCAGAAGUGGCCUAUUGAAAGCCGGGAAUGUUCAAAUGUUAUAAAACAUGACAAAGUAGUGAAAAGUGGACGUUAUUUGGUUAAUAUAGUAAAUACGUGGGAGUACGAAUAUUGAAGAACGUAAAUUUAGCAUUAGGAAGUUAAAAUUUUUUCCAUCAAUAAAUAUACGUACUGCUUCUACAAAUUGUCCUUUGGUGUUUUCUUCUGGUCACUACUAAUUAAGGGGUACUAUUUAUUUUCUUGUGUUUUCACUUGUAUUUUUUAGCAAGACCACAAUUAAUUUCAAGUGGCCUGGACACCAUCACGAUAAAAUAUCAACCAGUCCGCGUUACAGAUAUUUCAUAUACGGUCCAAAUAUGGUCAAACACUACUGCAACAUGGCGCGACACAAGAUGCAUUCAAAGCACAGUUAAAAACACUUGUGUUGUGACAAACCUGAGUAGGAUUGUCACUCUGACUGGUUUGAGUCCUGGGCAUGCGUACUUCGUCAGACUUGCUUCUUCCUCUCAAGGGUUUAGUCAAGUGUCCGAGCCAAUGGAAACCAAGAAAUUAGGUAAGAGCCUGACCCUAACAUUUUCUUUCUAGUAUUUCAGUGCUGACAUGAUAAUUCCAACUGAAAAAAUCUUUAUUUUACUUUAUGUUCAAGGUUUCCCUCUGCAACUCGAAAUCGUUUCUAGUUCAAGUAAUUCCGUUUCCUUGAAAUGGGUGUCAGCCAACUCGGUAAUCUCUAAUUACACCGUGGAAGUAAAAUGCUGCGAGGAAACCACAUGGACAAAAGCGUACUGUUCAGAAAGUCUGAUUGGUCGAGACUGCACUUUAAGCGAUACAACGGCCACAGUGAUUGGUCUUGAGCCAAACGAAAAGUAUUAUUUCAGAGUCUAUGCUUUGUAUAAGAACUUCAAGAGCGCGGUGAGUAUGUCGAGUGGAGCAGUCAGGACCAAGCCAGAAGUCAAAAGUAAGUCAAUAUUUUGUACAUGUUACUACGUUUGUCAGCCUUUCGGUCAAACUUCAGCUAAAAUCAAUAACAUAAAAAACGCACAAUCUACAAUUUGAUAGUAUUUCUGUAGUAAUUGACAAUAAUACCCUUUUUUUCUGCCUUUCAAGAUGAGUUAAUACGGGCAGUCAAGAGCCAUAAUGUCCCAUCAUGGCUCUUGGGCAGUUUAUUGACCUUAGACUGCUUGCCUUUUCUGGCUUCGCCGCUCGCGAGCAUGGGUUACGUGUAAAGUAGCUUUGCAAAGAAAAAUGAGAGACUGCACGCAGUCUAGUUGUCCAUGGUCAUGCAAACGAAAGGAAAAUUAGCGAAAAUAAUGAGAAAAGCAAAGAUAUUACUUUGUUAACCGUUUGCUGUAAAAGAUUCCCUUAAAACUGUAUCCAAUGAGUUAAUUUAUUACUGGUUUGCAGGUGAGGUCACGGAGGACAUGUUGGUGGUUAACCCGGAACGAAAGCGUUUCUCUCCUCUGGGAACUAAAACUUGUUUUCAUGUAAAUGUUUGGAAAAGGAUAUUACCACCACCAAGAUGGCCGCCUUGUCACGUGAUUGCAAACCAAUAAUACUCCUGAUAGUGGCAAUUUUGGGGUAGCGAGUGAGACUGGGUCUGUGAUGUGUCGAAUGGCACUGUGGGACUGGUAUGUGGACAAACUUGGACCCAGUAUCCUGCGCAACAUCAUUAUUGCCAACAAAAGAAAUGAUGGUGUAACAAACAAUCCCAUAACGCAAUUGUACACAACACCGACCCGUUCCUCAGCGCAUGUUUAAAACAACCAGUUACAGAGUAUGUGCAAUACUUGAAAAGAAAACAGAUUUAGAGGACUCAGGUGCUAGGAGAACAGUUUAUAGGCUGAAACUUAGCAGGUAGUAUAACAUUCGUUAGAAACAGUAAACAAAAAACAAAAACAAAAGUCCGCAACUCGGCCUAGAGUUCUAAACUGGGAUUUAACAUCCCAGCUAGUUAAACAUUGCAUGAAAAAAGAAAAAAAGUCAAAUUUUCCUGUUUAAUAUUUUAGAUUUUACAACCUAUCAAAUUUGGAUGAGUUCUCAAAAUCCCGGAUGUAUAACGUCACAGACCGGUCAUACUAUAACCCUGUUUUGUCACACGCCCGUCGGCGAAAUUACCGUUUUCAAAUGGACUAGAGGUGGAAGAGUAGUUUCCAAUGGGAGCACCAGUGGCGUUCUAAAUGUACCUAUUUCCUCAUCGGAUGAUUUUGGGGUGUACACCUGUCACGCGAUGAAUAAACAUGGUGUCACAAGCUACAACAUAACAGUUUGUCAGAAUACAGAUCACGUUGGAGUAGCGGCCUCGGAAGGUAUCAGUUCCUUAAAUUAUCGUUAACUGGUAUAAGAAAAGUCGCGCGAUCAAGUAACCUUCUUUGCCGCAUGAAAAUGUUUCUACCGUUAAAUAAUAUAAUUAACUGUGUUUAUCCAAGGCCACUUAUAUGACAGGGAUGAUGUACGCACGUACUGACGGGCAACCAAAAUUUCUUGGAUGCAUAGAUGACCAAAUUUUCUGCCCAUAGUGAUCCACUGAGCGCGGUCUUCGGACGCGCGUGACGCUCUUACCGAGAGCAGCCGGGUUAAUAACAAGGUUUCGAGUCUUUUCACGGUGGUAGCUUAACCUCAUUAACUAAAUUUCAUAGGUUUUGUCUGACUUAGAACAACCUUUUAUGAUUAUUCCCCCAGUCCCGGGGGUGGAUACUCGUGGAAAUUCCUGGUGGGGGUGUGCCGCCCGGUUCUCUAAAUCCUGACCCGAUUUCAGACCAAAAAAUGUCAUUUUCCAGACCCGUUUUCAGACCAGACCUCUAAAAUCCAUACCCGUUUUCAGAACUGGCCGUUAGGCAGAAAUUAUGUUAGUAUUGCUUAGAUUAGAGCGCAAACGAAAAAAAAUUCCUCAAAUUCGUUUGCAUUCGCAUAUUUCUCUUUCUUUCUUACUCAUUUGGAAUUAAAACGAUAAAUACGUUCAUACACUCGCGUAGUUCCCUCGAAAACCAUACCCGAUUCCAGACCAAAAUGGGCAAAGUGUAUACCCGUUUCAGACCAAAACUAGUUAAAACGGCGCAAAAACCCUACCUGAUGGGACGGCACAUACCUAUAUAGCCUAUAUAAGGGAGUACCCCCCGGGCCCCCAGUAUAUAUGGGCAUAUAACCCAGCUUUCCUUUUUUUUCACAACGUGAGUAAAUAUCAGAUCAGAAUGCAACAUUUUUAAUAGAAUACUAGUACACUAUAAAUACGAUUUACUUUAUAGCUGUUGUGCGAACUAACAUUCUCUCUAACUUUCUCGACAGAUUACAAUCAUGUAGCUAUCGCUGUCAUUACAACUUGCUUUAUCUGUUUUGCAAUAUUCAUCGUCGUGUUGAUUCUUUUGAAAAUGGCUCGGAUCCGCCAUCGACGAAGGAAACAAUCUCUGGACGCGGCAACUAACAGAGAAGAGAUAGCUAUGCUGCAUUACAGACAAAAAAUAUCCAGAAGCGGUAACAAUAACGAGGACGACCUGGAGUAA